Danio aesculapii is the source of this 1782-nucleotide messenger RNA. It is a transcript of the gene m17, whose product is annotated as IL-6 subfamily cytokine M17. The coding region runs from base 271 to 939 and encodes 222 amino acids. Lineage: Eukaryota; Metazoa; Chordata; Actinopteri; Cypriniformes; Danionidae. Gene Ontology annotation, molecular function: ciliary neurotrophic factor receptor binding. Gene Ontology annotation, biological process: ciliary neurotrophic factor-mediated signaling pathway; negative regulation of neuron apoptotic process. The transcript is spliced from 3 exons. The record is from RefSeq and is a predicted model, not a curated record.
UUAGCUAUGACAAAGAGACAGCAUUGCUCAAUCCACCCAUAGGCAAGCAUUCACACAAACCUGGGCGGCAACAAAAGGAGGAGGGAACAUUACACAUAGUACAUGUGAUAAUGAAGACGCAAAAAGAAAAAAUAAAUUCUGGGAACUCUUGUUGCCUCAGAAAGCUGGCCGCGUCAUUUCCUUCCAAUGACAAAUGUGUGGUUUCAGUCUUUAAAAACUUUUUCAGAGUUGUGAUCAUGACCAGUUUGAAACUUUGUCUGUGAACGGAGAAUGAACUGUCAUGUCAGGAACAUGCUUUGCCUUUCUCAGAGAUUGCAAGUUAAAUUCAGAGCGUACUUCGCUAUCAUAAUCUUGAUUGCCGUUCAGUUAGUGCAGCCAACAAUGUCAUGCAAGACUGAAAAUUGCAGCCAGCGUCUUCACCGAAGUCUGAAGCUCAACAAGUUUACAAACAAGAUGACAUUGAAGCUCUUGGAAACAUAUAAAGCCAGUCAAGGAGACUCUACAGACCUGAUCUGUGAAAUGCAAAUGGACAAUGUUCCAGUAUCUACAAUCUCCGGUCAGACUGAAUCAGAGCGCAUCUUGAGCAUUUAUUCCCACCUGAAGGCGUUUCUGCCGCACCUGAAGACAGUGAUGGAGCAGCAGCAGGACCUCGAUCCUCCAACCAACCCCCUGACAGAGGGAAUUAACAGCGUGAUUACACACAUUCGCCACAUGGCUGUAAGGGUGAACUGUCUCUUACAAAUCCUGCUGCCAAAUAUACCCAUUCCUGAGCCAGCUGAAAGGCCAACGGGAAUUCCCCCAGCACAGAAUAUUUUCCAGCAGAAGGCCUAUGGAUGCAUCGUCCUAACUCGGCUUCAGCAGCUCCUUAGUCGAGCAGUUCAAGAACAGAAGUCUCUCAAGGGAAAAACCUGCAGGAGGACAAAAAAAAAUUAUUCUUGACAAACUCAAUUGUGAUUUAAGAUGAUGUAAUUUAUUAUUAAUAUUUAUUUUUGUACUUCAAUAACUGUUUAUGAGAUGUGUGUAGUAGUAUGUGUUUGAUGAGGAUAUGUUUAUUUAUAUAAUUUAUUUCUGUCCUAAAUGUCGCAUUUAUAUAUGUGGACCAAAUAGUUAUACAAACUGAUUUUAGAAACUCAGACUUGGACUAGUUCGCAGAACAUUUUGACCAUCAUUGACUGCCAUGUUUCCUUUCAUUAUAUGACAGUUAAAAUACUUUGUUUUGAUUUUCUCAUGUAGCAUCAGUUGUCAUCAAAACUGUGCACGACUGGAUGUGAUGCCUUUUUCUCUUUCAAGAACAAAAGCUCAAAUCCACUCUAAUCAGUUGCUCAGGAUUCUAUGAGGUUUAUCAUGUCAUCACAGACAAUUGUUUGGAUUAUAAAAAAAUCUUAUUUUGAAAACUGUGAUGUCACACAUUGGCUUUUGCAGUCUAGCAUGACCUAAAAAAAACAGUUAAAAUGUAUACCAUCUCAGACGCAGACUUCACUUGAGACCAUUUUAGAAGGCAGGAAGCAUAAGAGACUGAUAUCAGCCCAUAAUGACGCAUUCAUUUCACCACAUCAGAAAGUGGAAAAAAAAAAAAAAACUGACUAGCCGUCUCCAUUGUCACAAGGUAUGAGUGUGCAUUUGUGUCCAUUUGAGUGAAUCUCCCUUUACAAUGAACAGACUUGGAUUUGAAGAUUCACUCAGCACAACUACUGUAAUAAUGCUGAAUGAGAAUGUUGUGAUUAUGAAUGUAAGUGUAUAUUUUGAUACUUAUUUAUAUAAUGUAUUUUAUGAUCUAAAUUA